Messenger RNA from Syngnathus typhle (broad-nosed pipefish), 3038 nucleotides. Its product is annotated as potassium voltage-gated channel subfamily H member 1-like. The record is from RefSeq and is a predicted model, not a curated record. Lineage: Eukaryota; Metazoa; Chordata; Actinopteri; Syngnathiformes; Syngnathidae. The transcript has 2 exons. The coding region runs from base 518 to 1384 and encodes 288 amino acids.
AAAAAAAAACCUAGAGAGGACGUCAGGUGACGAAUUGGAAAUCGGACGAGACAGGGUACAGGAAGCAAAGGACAAGACAGGACGAAGCAGAGCACGACAGUGGAAAUGAUCCAGGCGUGUGUUGGAAUUGGCGAGACAGAGCCAAACACUCCUUUAAAGAACGCUAGUGCAAAUAAGAGGAAAGCCCAGGAGCAUAAUCCUACGAGCGCUGUGAAGCAAUUAGACGGUGGCUCUCGUAGCCGGAGACAAAAUCCCAUAAGCGUGUCUCUAGGGAGACACAAAAUAUCCAUCUUGAACGCCUUUCUUCGUUUGCCCCGCAGGCAAGGGGGACGUCUUCGGGGACGUCUUCUGGAAGGAGGUGACGCUGGCUCAAGCCUGCGCCAACGUGCGCGCUCUGACGUACUGCGACCUCCAUGUGAUCAAGCGCGACGCCCUGCAGAAAGUGCUCGAAUUCUACACGGCCUUCUCGAAUCACUUCUCCCGCAAUCUGCUGCUCACUUACAACCUGCGCAAGAGGAUGGUCUUUCGAAAAAUCAGCGACGUGAAACGAGAAGAAGAGGAGCGGCAGAGGCGGAAAAACGAGGCCCCGCUGAACUUGCCGCCCGACCACCCGGUGCGCAAACUCUUCCAGCGCUUCCGGCAGCAGCGGGAGGCUCGCACGGUCACGGACAAGCCCAGCGAAGACAACGACAUCGAGAAGGGGCCGGUCUACGUGGACGUCCCCAAGACCGCCAUCAUCACCACUACCAGCAUUGUGACGGUAACAGAAAGCCCGGCGACGCCUUCGUCGUCCGCGCACGAGUUGUCGCACGCGGCCCCCGGCUGCGGCCCUUCGGACAAGGUGAAGCUACAGGUGCCGCCUCCCGUCUCCCUGGUGGGCGGUCGGGCCGCCGAGCCGGGCAAAAUCAAAGGCUGGGGACGCUUUAAGGAGUCCAUAGCGAAGCCGGACAACUGGAAAACGGUGUCCAAAUCCGAAUCCAUGGAGACAUUACCGGAGCGGACCAAGGGCCACGAGUCGCAGCUGUCCCUAAAGAAGACGGACUCGUGCGACAGCGGCAUCACCAAAAGCGACCUGCGCCUCGACAAAGUCAGCGACUUCCGCCUGACGCCGCAGGACCGCAGUCCCGUGCAGCCGACCGAAACCAGACGUUCCUUCUACCCCAUCCCUGAGCAGACCCUCCAAGCCUCGCUUCAAGAACUCAAGCUGGAGCUCAAGGACGACCUGAAGAACCUCAACGUACGAAUGUCGGGCCUGGAGGCUCAGCUCGCCGAAGCUCUGCAGCUCCUGAAAGCCAGGACGCCCAUCACAGGCUCCCCGCAAGGUCUUUUUGACAUUUCCAGACCCGCCUCGCCUGAAGCCGACAAGGAGGACAUCUUUUCUUGAGCGCUAGAGGGACAUUUUACUCUCAAUUUAGCUGCAAUCCAGUAAUGGCCGCAUUACUACGGGGAUAGCUGAAUCUGCACUGGCAUAGGGGGGGGUUGCCUUUUAGAUUAGGCAUCUGGGCGUAGUCUUGUAAAGACACGCAGGCCUCCAGCGCAGGAACGCGAAUGCCACGGCCGAGAUACUAAGGCGGAAACCCAGCACGGGUAAACCUGAACGGCUUUUUCUAUGUAGAUACCGAGCACGGCGCUCGAAACGUUUGAGAGCUUGGAAGUAAAACGGCAUGACCCAACGUUGUACGCUUGUACGAUUCCUUGCAUGUCACAUCAAGUAUAAACCUUUUCACCAUGAGGUCAACAUGUACCACCGGGUGGCAAAAGCUCACGUGUUCUCAAAGUUAACAUGACUAAGGAAGAGUGAUUGUGAAAACAGGCUAAAUGGCUCCAAUGCUAACUUUAGCCUUCUUUCUACCGGUGUGGUUUGAAUAUGCGUAGUGUGGAUUGAAAAGACGAUCUUUUGUGAGGUUAACGGAUCGGAAGGGCGACAGAACGCUGGAUUUACAUUUUAACUGACUAGCAGGCUAGCCAUUAGGUUUUGCCAAAUGACUCAAAGUAAGAGAACAUUUUAUGGGUCUCUAUAAGAAAAUGUCUUCCACUAACUUGAUGAUCGAGGUCGUUCCCAGUUAAGAAUCCGUUCGGGAUUUGCUACUAGCUAUCUUCUGUAGCAACCUUUAGGACAUCAACUGGAUUUAUCCUCCUUAACCACAGAUUGCGCUCGAUUCAUAUCUAAUUUUUAAAGGAAAUCAGUUAGGUCAUGUCAGUGGUUACCAAUCAUUUCUCUGCCACCCGGAAGUACCGGGGUGUUUACAAACGUGAAGCGGUACUCCACGUGCCUCGACGGGUUCGAUUAAGCGAGGUUGUUUGCGUGAUUAGAGGACUGUCGAGACUUUGGCCCUUCGCGCUUGAUGUACACAUUUUAUUACGGCGGCGAGCAGCAGUUAUUGUGAUGAACAGUUUCAGAGGGAAAGAUGCUUAAUGAUAAAUGGAACGCGGUUCUGAUCGUGUGGUGGGUGUUAAGAUCCCACUGGAACACUACGAGAACCACAUACAGAAGACAAUUUCACAUAGCAUGAACACCAUGCAUCAUCAGACAGAUUUAUAUAUUACUAGAUAUUAUUUCCACGAUGAAUCUUAGUGCAGGAUACAAAUGUUCUUAUAGAGUGUGAGGUGGGGGAGAUGCAUUUUAUGGGGAGAAACAUAAUAUAUUUCUAUUUUGUGCCACUGGUUUGCAUGCAGGCUUUGUUAAAAAAAAAAAAAAAACUUCCUGUGGGAUAAGUUGAAUUAUUCCUGAGGUUAAUAUACCAAAUAUGUUUGCAAUGCAGUUGACCUCUUUUUGGUGGGUUCCAUUGUAAUGUUAUACAGGAAGAAAUCAGGUUAACAAUCAUUUGCAAUUUGAGGAACAGCAACAAAAACAACAACAAUAAACAACAAACCAAGAAAUGAACUUGACUAUGCGGCAAAUCAUCUCCACACAAUGUAUUUUUUUUUAUUCUCCCAAAUAUACACAACCACUGUACAUGAAAAUUAUUUUGUAUGAGGAUUUUAUGAUUCAAAAUAAAAAUGUCCCUGUAACGAAUGGUAUUUUCUUCAGAGACUGU